GGGUUUGGUAAUUGCAUCUUGUACUCAAUUUGGCCGGGAAAUAUUCGCUUGUUUCUGUCUGCAUUGAAUUGGAAAGAUACCAUUUAUAGCUUGGGAAGAUGAUACACGCCAAGUCUGAAUCAGAUUUUGCAACCUUAUCCCCACCAUCCUCCUACCCUGCCUCCCCUAAACCUCCCGUGUACUACGUACAAAGCCCUUCUCUCGAUUCCCAUGACGAUGCGGACAAAGCAUCUGCUACCGCUUCUUGUCAAGCCACCCCAGCUUACAAUAGUAGUAGUAGCCCAAUGGAGUCUCCUCGUACCUCAACCUAUGGGAGGCAAUCCAAUCCCAGAUCUUCGUCGGCCAGCAGGGUCUCGGGGAAUUGGCGAUGGCCGAGGAUCAGCAGGAAGAGAAGUGGCAAGGGAUGGCAAGAAUGCAGUUUAGUUGAAGAGGAGGGUGUUUAUGAUGAUUCGCAUGAAGAUGAUGAGAAAAGGUCACCUUUAUUAGCAGCUUUCGUGGGGGUUGCAGUGGUUUUUACUGCGUGUUGCGUGAUCAUCUGGGCCGCUAGUAGGCCUUACAGACUUCAAAUCAGCAUGAAGAGCUUGAGAGUACACAACUUUUAUCUCGGGCAAGGCUCCGAUCGAACUGGUGUUCCAACCAAGUUGCUUACAGUUAACUGUACAGCAACCAUGUCCAUUCACAACCCUGCUACAUUCUUUGGCAUUUAUGUCGGAUCCAAGAUGGUUGAUCUAAUGUAUUUCGAAAUGACAGUUGCAACUGGUGAGUUGAAGAGAUAUUAUCAACCAAGAACAAGUUCAAGGACCAUAUCAGUGAACCUAGAUGGGCGUAGCAUUCCUCUCUAUGGUGCAGGGGCAACAUUAGAUGAUGAUGACACAGAGGUUCCACUGAAGUUGAACAUGGAAAUCCAAUCACUAGGGUAUCUAGUUGGUAAGUUGGUCAAGACCAAAUACCAAAAGCGCGUCUCUUGUUCCAUGGUCUUCAAUACUGAACGCAUGGAGGAAAUCAAAUUUCACCCAGAUUCUUGUAUAUUUAAUUGACUGCGAACUGCAAAGAAGCCCUACGUUAUAAUUUUAACCUCCAGUAAAGCUUGUU
This is a messenger RNA of Coffea eugenioides, 1092 nucleotides long. RefSeq lists its product as uncharacterized. Bases 99 to 1037 code for a protein of 312 amino acids. Lineage: Eukaryota; Viridiplantae; Streptophyta; Magnoliopsida; Gentianales; Rubiaceae. The transcript is spliced from 3 exons. The record is from RefSeq and is a predicted model, not a curated record.